Messenger RNA from Girardinichthys multiradiatus, 4281 nucleotides. It is a transcript of the gene gpr155a, whose product is annotated as G protein-coupled receptor 155a. Gene Ontology annotation, cellular component: membrane. The transcript is spliced from 16 exons. The record is from RefSeq and is a predicted model, not a curated record. NCBI's taxonomy places the organism in Eukaryota, Metazoa, Chordata, Actinopteri, Cyprinodontiformes, Goodeidae. Bases 298 to 2736 code for a protein of 812 amino acids. Gene Ontology annotation, biological process: transmembrane transport; intracellular signal transduction.
UGACGUAGACCAGUGACUGUAAGCAACUGGCUACAUAAACACGCUAGUUGAAAGUGUUUUAAAUCCUUUUGCGGGAGAAGUUUGCAAGUUUCCUUUUGUUUUAGUGAGUUUGCUCCUUCACGUAAACGUUAGCUGGUUGUUUUAACUCCCAGGGAGGGAACUAUAACCGACACAUGGGGGACAUAAGAGGACAAAUCCGCUGUCACAACGUGUCAGGCGGUGCUGAUCGGUGACCGACUCCACCUUAGCAGGACCACAGAUCAGUCCUAACAGAAGACACAGACCUUCAUCAGCAGGAUGGAGCCAACAGACGGCUUCAGCUUCUCCUUCAGCGUGGAGGGGAGCCCCAGCCCACCCCCUGUGCCCUCCACCAUGUCCAUAGACAGGCUCCUACCUGCUCUCCUGGAGUGCUUUGGGAUCAUCCUGUGUGGAUACAUCGCAGGAAGGGCCAACAUCAUCACCUCCACUCAGGCCAAAGGAUUGGGAAACUUUGUGUCAAAGUUCGCUCUCCCUGCGCUGCUGUUUAAGAACAUGGUGUUGCUGGACUUUGGCAACGUGAUCUGGCCCUUCUUGUGGGGCAUCCUCAUUGCCAAAGUGUCUGUGUUUUGCAUUGUUUGCGUCCUCACUUUGAUAGUGUCUAGUCCUGAUAGCCGCUACAGCAAGGCUGGUCUGUUCUCAAUAUUUGCAACCCAAAGCAAUGACUUUGCUUUGGGCUAUCCAAUAGUUGAAGCCCUCUACCAAAGCACAUACCCAGAGUACCUCCAGUAUAUCUACCUGGUUGCACCUGUGUCCCUGAUGCUCCUAAAUCCCAUCGGCUUUGCCCUGUGCGAGAUCCAAAAGUUCAAGAAUCAGGAAAACCAGCAGCAGAGAAAACUGCUGAUUGUGGGACAUGUAGUCCUGCAAGUCCUAAAGAACCCCAUUGUAUUCAUGGUCAUUGUAGGCAUCAUUGCCCACUUUGCACUGCACCAGAGAAUCCCUGCUUUCAUGGCUGAGUUCAUAGACGGCUUGGCCAACUCUUUCGGAGGAGCAGCUUUGUUCUAUUUGGGUCUGACGAUGGUGGGCCAGUUGAGGAGACUGACCAGAUCCACUGUUGUGACGCUGAUUUUGCUCAUUACAGCAAAACUGCUGAUAAUGCCCCUUAUCUGUAAGGACAUGGUGGAUCUUUUGGAUUCCACCAACAAUACUACGAACCACUCCAGUCUCUCAGAUUUUGCUUUUCUGUACGGAGUCUUCCCCACUGCACCAAGCGUGGCCAUCUAUGCUGUUUACUAUAACACUGAACUAGAAGUUGUAACUUCUGGGUUGGUGAUCAGCACUUUUCUCUCAGCUCCCAUAAUGUACGUCUCAGCCUGGCUACUCACCAUCCACUUGAUGGAUCCCCAGUGUUUGAUGAAUUCACUUGAGACUGUCAGCUUUAAUAUGAGCAUAGUGAGCUUAGUGGCUCUGCUGUGGACAGUUGCUGUCAUGUUUUUAAGUAAAAAGUUUAAGAGGCUACCUCAUAUGUUUACAGUCAACCUGUUCUUGGCACAGCUGUUAAGCUGCUUUGGGAUGAUCCUGUGGAACUUUAUGGUGAAGGAAGACAACUUCAUCGCACAGAUCUUCACUUUCACACUCCUGUCUGUUUCACUUUAUAGUAGUUUUAUGUGGCCAGGAUUAAUAGCACUCUCGAUUGUGCUCAUGAAAAAGUAUGAGGAUCUGAGAGGAGCACCAGGCGUGCUGGUCAUCGCGGGGUGGGGGAUCCCUUCCUUGGUAACCUCUAUCCUGCUCAUCUUUGGCGAGAAAAGGUCUGACGCUAUUGAUUCCUCAUUCUUCUACGGCAAACUACAGAUAAUCUGCACCAUGGUAGUGGUCAGCUUCAGCAUACUCCUGGGAGGAGGCUCCUUGGUGUGUCUCAGUAGAGGAAGUUGGGGUCAAGAUGAACAAAACCAAGAAAGAAACUUUUCAUCUGAAGCUGCACAGGAUCAGGCAACCGUGGUUGAGCCAGAUACUCGGACUCUCAUAGAAGCAGGAAACGGAGAAGGAGAGUGUCUCAGAUGUGCCUGUGCUGCAGCCACACCCAUGCCUGACAUGAUCAUCAGCACAAAUAUGAACAACACCCCAACCUCAUGUUCAGGUCAGUGUGAGAAUUGUUGCGAGUCAAAAGACUGCCUCCUUGCUCAAAUGGAUGAGCUCCAACAGGUCGCAGAUAGACAAGUGGUCCGUCAUGUGCUCCUGUGUCUGCUUCUGAUUGUCUUCCUUUUGGCCAACUUUUCCAGCUCUCUGUGGUUGCUUUACAACCACCUUCAUGGGCGUCUCUACUUGGAGCUUCAGUUCUUCUGUGCUAUAGCCAACUAUGGACAGGGAUUUAUCUCCUUUGCUCUUUUCGGACUGGACAAGCAUUUGAUUUUACUGCCAUUGAAGAGGUUAUACAGUCGCUGGUUUGGAAGGAAGAAGAAAGAGGAGCCGGAGCCUGAUUUACCAGAUGACAUCAGGAUGACCUGCCUUCAAUUCACCAAAUACCACAAACAGCAGUGUUUUCAUGACAUUGUUAAAAAGAGAAGGUGUGGGGUGAGGACUAUGCUGGAUUGUUUUCGUGGCUGCGAGCUGGUGGACUGGCUUCAGCAGGUGGGUUUGGCGCAGGACCGCGGCGAGGCAGUCCUCUAUGGGUCACGGCUGCAGCAGGGCAGGGUGCUUCAGCACAUCAAGCAGGAGUACAGCUUCGAAGACAGUGAGCUUCAUUACUACUUUACUACAUAAAACAAGGCAUCAAAGUCGAUUCUGACUUUAUUCCCAAAGAGAUUCCCAUAAGGUGCAAAGAGACACGUUUCAGUUCAUGCAGGAAUGUUUGCUUAGUUUGUGCACUGUACAAAGCAGCUCUCAGGAGAGCUAUAUGUUAUAUAACAUUCAACUCUGGUUGAGCAACAACUGUGAUUUUUAGGGUGUGUUGAGUGCUUUUGUGGUGAUAUUAAAAAGGGAAAAAAAAAAUAAUAUAUAUAUAUAUAUAAUCAGUACAGAUAUACUUUCAGAUGAUCUUUCAUGUUCAUUAAACCACUUACUUGAAGGUAAAACUGAAUGUGCAUAUACUGUAAUUAUUGCCGUUAAACUUGGUUGUAUGGGAAAAAAACGGACUUAGGAGUUUUCUCUGUAUUGUAGGGAAUUGUUGGCCUUUUGAUGUUAAAAAAAGUCUCUCAAUUGAGUCUAUUUUCAUUAGAUUUUCAUGCAGUCGUUGCAUGUUUUAGCACAGUGUGAUUUUGCAGGGAAACAAAAUGCUACCUAUCUGUUGAAUGUAUUCAUUAUUGAAAACUGUGCACAUGUUAUCACUCCUACCUAAGGCCAGUCCCCUAAAACAUAGGUCUGCAACCUGCAGCUCCAGAGCCACUUGUAGGUCUUCAGGCCCUCUAAAGUGGGUUUUCAUAACUUAAAAAUUUAAAAAAUAACAAAAAUGAGCAGAAAUGUUGUACAUAAAAAGCAGUAGAAAAAACUUUUUUUUUAAAUCAAACAUUUCCAUAGAAUUUCCACAGCAUAAUGACACUCGGGAUGAUAGAUUUUUUAUUUUUCUUACUAAUUUGCAGCUAAAUGUCAUUUAGCUGCAAAUUAUGUACUUUAUUUUAUUUUUAAGUGACCUAUCAUUCGUAAAUAUAAAAAAGAAUUUUGCCCAUCUUGUAGAAAAUGUUUUUGAUGUAUAACCUCAAAUAAGAGUUAAAAUAUGAUGGUUCUUUUAUUUUAAAAUAAUACAAAAAAACAAUUUAUAAUAUGUUUAAUAAAUUGAAUAUGGUUAAAAUGGCCCAUGUCUUAAAGGGAAGUUAAGAUUAUAUGUUCAGCAUUUGCUUUCUUACUUAUUUAAGAGCUAUUAUGAAAUGAAGCACUGUUAAAGCAUUGUUGCUUAAGAGGUUUGCAGUUUGUCAUGACUUGAGCAUUGUUAGUGGGAAGGGUUCAUUUUUUACUGGUGAUGUUACCAGUAUCUUGUUUCUUUCAGUGCAUAUUUGCUGAAUGCUUCAUAUUUGUGUUAAAAAAAUAUUUGUUCUUGAGGGAAAUCUGCAGCUCCUGGUCCAUGUUUGUGAUUGAAUGUCUGAUGUCUAAUGUCACUCAUUGAAAAGACCUGGAUGGAUUUUCAGCUGAAGACCAACAAGGACCAUCAAGAUGUCUUCAUCCAUGAUAAAAGGGUUGCUUUGUAGAAAAGGGCUCUGCUGUAUUGCCUUGAAAAUGCUUCUUUCGAAUAACCUGUUACUUAAACCUUGUUGAAUUAAGAUUAAAAUGCUGCUACUUUAAUUCUUAAUUUUGAAUAAAAAGAGAUCAAUUGUC